This is a messenger RNA of Perca fluviatilis (European perch), 670 nucleotides long. RefSeq names its product phospholipase A2, minor isoenzyme-like. Gene Ontology annotation, molecular function: calcium ion binding; phospholipid binding. Gene Ontology annotation, biological process: arachidonate secretion; lipid catabolic process; phospholipid metabolic process. The record is from RefSeq and is a predicted model, not a curated record. The transcript has 4 exons. The coding region runs from base 48 to 497 and encodes 149 amino acids. Lineage: Eukaryota; Metazoa; Chordata; Actinopteri; Perciformes; Percidae.
AUAUUAGAACAGCCUGUGCCAGAAUUCAGGAUUUUCAGACUGUAGCCAUGAAUCUGACAGCUCCUCUGCUGCUGCUGCUUCUCACGGCUUGUGCGGCCAGUGGUGCGCUGCUGCCCAAGGCCUUAUGGCAGUUUGGGCAGAUGAUCCCUUGCGCCCAGCCUGGCGUCAACUCCCUAAAGUACAACAAUUACGGCUGCUGGUGCGGCUUCGGGGGGAAGGGAAGCCCUGUGGAUGAACUGGAUAUGUGCUGUAAAGUUCACGACAAAUGCUAUCAAGAAAGCAGAAAGGCUCCAGGGUGCACGGCUAUCGCUGACCUUCCCUAUGUUCUUGUUUAUGACUUCACCUGUUCAAACCAACAAGUGACCUGCUCAGCGACCAACAAUAAGUGCCAGGCUGCCGUGUGUGAGUGCGACCGGGUGGCGGCUCACUGCUUCGCUCAGUCUGCAUACAACCCUGAAAACAAGAACCUCGAUCCCAAAGUCCACUGUGUCAACUAAGUUAUACAACCCCCCCUCCCACCCACCCACACAACCACACACCCACACACACACACACACACAUUUCUUUGACAUUAUUAAUUUCUUUAUAAUUGUUUUUCCACAUAACCGGAUGUAAAAGGAGUCUGAUUUUGUACAAAGACAUCAGUUUGAAAUAAAACAGGCAAGUGAGA